AAUUGUUAUAAUGCAAUGUAUUGGAGAAAAAUGAAGAGUGUGAGAGUGUGUUUCCUCAUUUUCCUUUUAUUGGAAACAAUGUGUUGUCAAGGAUGUUGGAAGGAAGAGAAAGAAACACUUUUGGACCUACGUUCCCGUUUGGACGAUCUUUUCUCAUGGGACGUGGACACAGAUUGUUGUGAAUGGGAACGAGUGUACUGCAACUCAUCCACAGGGAGAGUGGCGGAACUCUAUCUUGAUGGUCCAUGGAAGUCAACAGAACAAUAUAUUAAUUACUCGGAUUUUUCUGUCUUCAAAGAUUUGAAGAACCUCUCCUUGCCAUUUAACAAUAUAGUUGGUUGUGUUGGGGAUGCAGAGUUGCCAAAUCUCGAACGCCUUCGCAUGUUAGAAAUGUUUAAUAACAAGCUGGAUACUGCUGCGAGUAUUAUAUCUUGUUUGGAUGGCCUUCCAUCUCUUAAGUAUCUUUAUUUAGGAUAUAACAUGUUGAAUACAUCUUCAUUAAAAAAUGCUUUUGAAAGUCUUUCACCAAAGCUGCGUAGUAAUUUGGAGGUCCUUGACAUAAGUGGGAACGAUUUGACUAAUGACAUCUUGCCAUUCCUUGAGGGAUUCAAAUCUUUAAAGGAACUUUAUUUGGCUAAUAAUCGAUUGGAAUCGGAUCUUCACUUUGAAGGUUUAUGCUCAACAUUGAGGAAUCUUGAGUUCCUUGACUUUUCCGCCAACAACUUCAGGCACACUGAUAUUGGCUCUACUCUUAGUGGACUCUCAUCCCUCAAGUUUUUAAAUUUAGAAAUGAAUGAAUUAAGUUGGAAAUCAAUUUACAGAUUAUCCACUUUCUCGAGUCUGAAGAAUCUCGAUCUAAGUUUCAAUCAAAUCAACAAUUUUGUGGUCCAGGAAGGCCUACAAAGUACAAGCACAUUGGAGGUCCUUGCUUUAGAUGGGAAUGUGAUAGAUGGAAAGAAGUUAAAGGAAUCUCUACGAACUUUAUCAUCAAUUAAGAUGCUUUCUAUGCGUGAGAAUAUAUUUAAAGGAGCAAUUGUUGCUCGAGAUUUUCAUGAUUUAAAAAACCUAGAAAGUUUGAUAUUGGAUUACAGUUCUUACCUGGAAAAUGAUUUUUUUCAAAGUAUUGGAGAUUUGACUUCAUUGAAAGUUUUGUCUCUUGUGGAAUGUCACAUAAAUGGCACACUUCCUGCAGCUGAUUGGUUUAUGCUGAAUAAGCUAGAAGAGUUAGAUUUAUCCUCUAAUGACUUUGAAGGAUUACUUCCGUCGUCUUUUGUAAACAUGACAUCUCUUCGAACACUGAAAUUAUCUUAUAAUUACUUCAUUGGAAAUUUUGCUUCUAACCUUGCAAGUCUUACUUCACUUGAAUAUUUUGGUUUCGAAAAAAACCAAUUUGAGGUACCUAUUUCUUUCACACCAUUUGCCAAUCAUUCAAAUCUCAAGUUCAUUUAUGGUGAAGACAACAAAGUCGUUAUGGACUCACAACUCCAUAUGCAACAUUGGAUUCCAAAAUUUCAAUUACAAGUAAUUAGUUUGUCCUCAACAACAGAGACAAAUUCUAUUCCUUUCCCCAAUUUUCUUUUUUACCAAUAUAACUUAACUAGUCUGGAUUUUACCAAUUGCAAGUUGGAAGGAGAAUUUCCUAACUGGUUGUUGGAAAAUAACACACAAUUGGAAGAAAUUAGUGUCAGAGAUUGCUCUUUUAAUGGUAAUUUUAAGUUACCAUCACAUCCUCUUCUCAAUAUAAGGAGGAUUGAUGUGUCUGACAAUAACAUAACUGGUCAGAUUCUUGGCAGCAACAUCAGUUCAAUCUUUCCAAAUUUGAAAUUUCUGAACAUGUCUAUAAAUGACAUCCAAGGUUCAAUUCCUCAUGAAUUCAGCCAAAUGGAGUUUUCGGAAUUGGAUCUUUCUGAUAAUAAUUUGUCAGGAGAAAUACCAAAGAAUAUAUCUCGUGAUAAGCUCAUAAUUUUGAACCUUUCAAAUAAUAAGCUACAUGGAUCAGUGUUUCCUACUUUAUCGACUUUGAAGAACUUGGAAGAGUUGUAUUUGGACAGAAAUAGUCUUUCUGGAAGUAUAGAUAGUUUUUCUACCACAUCGUUGGUGGCCUUGGAUCUAAGCAAUAAUCAUUUUGUGGGAAAUUUACCGAGUGUGAUGGGAAACUUUUCGACGUUAGCAAUGCUUUCAUUGUCAAACAAUAAUCUGGGAGGAUCUAUUUCAACAAGAUUUGUGGAACUGAACAAACUGGAAUAUCUAGACAUCUCAGGAAAUAAUUUCUUUGGUUUUUUACCGUGUUUUGCUAAUUCUUCCGUGAAAUUUAUCCACAUGAGCAAUAAUAGGUUUUCUGGCUUGUCCAAAUCGACAUUCAAAAGUUCUUCGUUGAUGAUUCUUGACCUUAGUUACAAUAGAAUAACCAGUCAAAUUCAAGACAUGAUAUUGGACCUCAAAGAUUCAUCAUUGAACAUUCUCAUAUUGAAAGGUAAUAACUUUUCAGGACAUAUACCACAACAUGUAUGCCAGUUGAAAGAACUAUUUAUACUAGACCUUUCAUCUAAUAAUCUUUCUGGUUUGUUACCUAGUUGCUUGGGGAAAAUGUCUUUUGAGGACGAGAACAUUGAGGAAUUAGGUCUUGAUGGUGGUCUUCCUAUUUAUGAUUAUAAAAGCGUAUCGAUUAAGGUAUUUCCAAAUGCAAAAGAAAAGGUGAACUUCACUACAAAGAAAACAUCGUAUACUUACAAAGGGAAUAUCCUUGGUUAUAUGUCGGGAAUUGAUUUAUCCAAUAACAAAUUAAAUGGGAAUAUUCCAUUUGAAUUUGGAAACUUGACAAAAAUUAGAGCAUUGAACUUGUCCUACAAUGAUUUAAUUGGAGAAAUUCCAACUUCAUUUUCCAAUUUGGAACAAAUAGAGAGUUUGGAUCUUUCUUUUAACAAGUUGAGUGGUCAAAUUCCUCCUCAACUAAAUAGAUUACACUUUCUUGCCAUAUUUAGUGUAGCACAUAACUUAACUGGUGAAACACCAGAAAGGAAAGGUCAGUUUAUUACAUUUGACGAAAGCAGUUAUGAAGAUAAUCCUUUUCUUUGUGGACUGCCACUAUCAAAAAGUUGCAAUCCUUAUAUACAACCACAUGCUAUUUCACCAAAUAGCUCUCACACUGAUGGGUGCAAUUGCAGUUUCGUUGACAUGUUUGUGUUCUGGAUAAGUUUUGGUGUGUCUUGCACAUCAACAUUCUUGGUAACUACAACAAUUCUCUAUAUUAAUCCUUACUGGAGACGAAGAUGGUUCUAUAAUAUAGAAUUGGUGUAUGCAAAUUGUUACUAUUUUAUAAAGGACAAUUUUGCUGAAGUUUUUAGAUUGUAGAAGUACAUAAUGUCACACAUGUCUGAAAUACCCCUGUUUUAUGUUUGCUCAAGGUUAUUCAUUAUAUAGCCUUCAUAUGUUGUUUAAUAAUGAUAUACAAGGUCUAAAUUUCUAGAUAUAGUUGGUGUUCAUGUCUUAUUGAUAAUUUAAAAGUAGUGGCUAUUUAGUCUUGUUUUUACAUGGGUAGGUGUUCACUGCUCUUUUUUCUUGUUAUCAUCCAUCCAUUUUCAUUAACCCCUUGCUAAUUCUUUAUAUUGAGAAAGUUUCACAAUUUUGUAUUUUGUUAUUAAUAAAUACUCUUAUUAUUGCAUAAUUAAUCAAAUAUUACCAGUGAUCAUGAAUUUUUCACAAGUUUUUCCU
Molecule: messenger RNA, 3711 nt
Organism: Vigna radiata var. radiata (mung bean)
Lineage: Eukaryota; Viridiplantae; Streptophyta; Magnoliopsida; Fabales; Fabaceae
Product: LRR receptor-like serine/threonine-protein kinase GSO2
Exons: 8
Coding region: 16-3351 (1111 amino acids)
Molecular function (GO): protein binding
Source: RefSeq, a predicted model, not a curated record